GUUGGUGUCGACGGUCCAAGCCACGAUGGCAACAGUGUCGGGGAUCACAGUUAUCCUUAGCUGCAAGAACGUGGUGCAUGACAGGCACUGGCUGGCUGUAGAGUACAUCUGGGUCCUUGUUCCCUACAUGACCUAUGACAUCUACGUUAUGUACCUCUGCCAUUGGCACAAGAGCCAGGAAAAGGGAAUUGCAGAGAAGAAGCACUCACUGGCCAGUGUGUGGAGCUUCCUCCUGCAGGAGCGGCUGAUGGUGACCCACCACCUCUUCAUCCUCAUCGUGCUCACCCCCAUCACCCAGUACUUCAGGGGAAAGCAGGGUGACUUCUUCGUGGGCUGCAUCUUCACAGCAGAGCUCAGCACUCCUUUUGUAUCUCUGGGCAAAAUCCUCAUGCAGCUCAAAAUGCAAGACACCCUCCUGCACAAGGUGAACGGGAUCAUCGUCCUGGUGACCUUCUUCCUCUGCCGGAUCCUCCUCUUCCCCUUCAUGUACGCGGCCUACGGCAGGGAGGGGGGAAUUCCCGUUUACAUGGUGCCUUUCCGCAUCCCCCUGCACUGCAACAUCGCCAACGCCUCCCUCAUCGCCCCCCAGUCUACGCUCUACGGGUUCAGGCUCAUCUGCCGCAAAGCCGCGCGUCUCUACGGCAGCUCCCCCGCAGACCGGAGCAGAUAA
Messenger RNA from Acanthisitta chloris (rifleman), 670 nucleotides. Its product is annotated as protein FAM57A-like. Gene Ontology annotation, cellular component: endoplasmic reticulum; membrane. NCBI's taxonomy places the organism in Eukaryota, Metazoa, Chordata, Aves, Passeriformes, Acanthisittidae. The record is from RefSeq and is a predicted model, not a curated record. Gene Ontology annotation, biological process: lipid homeostasis.